Dermatophagoides pteronyssinus (European house dust mite) is the source of this 1315-nucleotide messenger RNA. RefSeq lists its product as uncharacterized. Gene Ontology annotation, molecular function: protein binding. NCBI's taxonomy places the organism in Eukaryota, Metazoa, Arthropoda, Arachnida, Sarcoptiformes, Pyroglyphidae. The record is from RefSeq and is a predicted model, not a curated record.
ACAAGUAACAAAUUUUAUAGAAUUGAUUGCAUUUUUACAUAAAGAUUAUAAAAGUAGUGGAUUUAUAUUUCAUCUUGGAAUGGAAAAACAAACCUAUGCAUAUGGUCAACCAGUUUGCGAAUGGUUAUCAUUAAAACAUCGACAAAAUUAUCCACAAAAAAUUGAAAUAUUAUCUGGAAAAUCUAUCAGAAAAGUAGCAUAUGGUUUUGAAAUGGUUGUAAUAUUGACUGAAAAUGGACAAAUUUAUAUAGCUGGUAAUAGUUCACAAUGGCCAAGAUCGGUGGAUGAUGUUGAAAUGCGAUUAUUAUCGAAAACAAAACAUUUCAAAGAUAUUGCCUGUGGUCGUGCACAUGCACUUUGUCUGGAAGAUAAUGGAAAUCUUUUUACGAUCGGUGAUAAUUGGUAUCAAAAUGGAAAAGAAAUAGCAGAUUAUGAAAAUUUAAUCGAUACUGAAUUAACAGAUGUUCAUACAAUAGCAUGUGGUUGGAUGCAUUCAUUAGCUAUAAAGUUUUAUAAUAGUUUAUAUGGUUGGGGUAUGAAUACAUCGAAUCAAAUCGCAAACAAAUAUGUAUUUAUUAAUCAUCCUUUUUUAAUGAUGGCUGAAGGUCAAUACAGUGAUGGAUAUGAAAAUGUUUCGGCUGGUUUAGGAUUGACAUUAGCAAUUACCUCUAAAAAAGAAAUUCGACAAUUUGGAAAUUCUUCUAUAGAUUUUCUAAAAUCGAAAUUUAAAAUAAUCGAAAUGCUAACAUUAGCAUCAGCAAAGUUAACUUGUUUUCUAUAUGAAAACUAUCAUGGCAGAACGGAGUUUUAUAUUUUCGAUCCCCAAUCAUUAUUAUCACCGCUAACCAUUGUAGCAACGAAUUUUCAGGAAAUUUUCGAAAAAUUUUUAACAAAACCAAUAACAUUUGGUUGGAGUAUGAAUACGGACGGGUUUUAUUCGAAUUUUUAUCAUUAUUCAAUGUCUGAAUCAAUAACCGCAACGUUUAACUGUCCAGAUUCGGAUGUAAACGAUUUACGAUUCGAAUUACCAAAUGAUAAUGAUGAUGAUACGAAGAAAGGUAGCCGAUAUAUUUAUGUACAACGAUCAUAUCUACGAAUGGUAUCCGAAUAUUUUAAUCGAAUGUUAUCAAAUGAAUGGAAUGAUCAGAAACGAACAGUUAUAACUUCAUUUGUUAUGAAUUUUGGAAUGUCUGGGUCAAAGAAACUUUUAAAUGUCACAUUUGAAUUGGUCAUCAGAUAUUGGAAUUUUGUUUUUAUGUGGUGUUCUGUUACAUUAGAGAUAUGGAUAGUGAUUGAAAGUUCUUAUUUUCGUUGA